GCAUGCGCUGUGCCCUUUCUGGCUACCUACCUACCCUGCAGACGAGCUUUCCUUCCGCCGCCAUCCUCCGUCCCAGAGCCAGACAGCAGAGAUUGAGACAGCGCACAAGCCUGAAAUUAAACAUGAGCUUCACAGUGGAAGAGAGGGGAAACCCGAACUCUCUAAGCUACCGCUUGUUCUUCAAAAAUGCUGAAGGAAAGUACAUCUCACCAUUCCAUGACAUACCAAUAUAUGCUGAUGAGAGUCAGAACAUUUUCCACAUGGUUGUUGAAGUACCAAGGUGGACAAAUGCAAAGAUGGAGAUUGCUACAAAAGACCCCUUGAACCCAAUAAAGCAAGAUGUUAAGAAGGGCAAGUUGCGAUACGUUGCCAAUGUUUUCCCACAUAAGGGUUACAUAUGGAACUAUGGAGCCAUUCCUCAGACAUGGGAAGAUCCCGCACACAAAGAUGGAGACACUGACUGCUGCGGUGACAACGACCCCAUUGAUGUCUGUGAGAUCGGCAGUAAGGUGUGUUCCCGUGGGGAGGUAAUCACAGUGAAGGUGCUCGGGAUCCUGGCCAUGAUCGAUGAGGGUGAGACUGAUUGGAAAGUGAUUGCAAUCAACGUAGAGGACCCUGAAGCCAACAACUUGAACAACAUCAGUGAUGUCCAGCGCCUGAAACCUGGUUAUCUGGAGUCCACAGUCGACUGGUUCAGAAGGUACAAAGUGCCAGAUGGGAAACCAGAGAACCGGUUUGCUUUCAACGACGAGUUUAAAGACAAGGACUUUGCCAUUGAAGUAAUCAAGAGCACUCACAACUUCUGGAAAGCCCUCAUUUCCCAAAAGACCAACGCUGGUGAACUGAACUGCAAAAACACGUGUGUCUCGGCCAGUGACAGCCCUUACUGCUGUUCAGUGGAUGAAGCUAAAGCUGUUGUUGGUGAAACAUGUCCUUGUGGAAAAGAUGAAGAUAUCCCCUCAUCAGUAGAUAAAUGGUUCUACUAUGAGAGGAAGUAAACCAGGAGCUGUUUGGAUAUGAGUUGAGUGAAGGACUCAUCUUUCAUAGGAAUACUUGAAGAGAGUCUUACCAAUGGGAUGAUGGGAUGUGGUUGGCUGGGGCUGGGCUGGCUGCUUGCUGUAGAUGGAGCGAUAGUGGUUAGAUACUGUAGAAAAGUACAAAAAAGUAACCAUGUCUUGACCAAGGAAUUUCCACUUAUUUAACAAAGAUCUCUUUAGAGAUGUGCUGUCAUAAACAGAGUACACAAACUAUUCCUGUAGAUACUUGUGCCAUCAUGUAUGAGACUGGACUGUUUUAAUAAAGUUUCUCUGGUUAAAUUAUCA
Sander lucioperca (pikeperch) is the source of this 1322-nucleotide messenger RNA. It is a transcript of the gene ppa1b, whose product is annotated as inorganic pyrophosphatase 1b. Gene Ontology annotation, cellular component: cytoplasm. Gene Ontology annotation, molecular function: magnesium ion binding; inorganic diphosphate phosphatase activity. NCBI's taxonomy places the organism in Eukaryota, Metazoa, Chordata, Actinopteri, Perciformes, Percidae. The record is from RefSeq and is a predicted model, not a curated record. Bases 3 to 998 code for a protein of 331 amino acids. Gene Ontology annotation, biological process: phosphate-containing compound metabolic process. The transcript has 11 exons.